Phycomyces blakesleeanus NRRL 1555(-) is the source of this 741-nucleotide messenger RNA. RefSeq lists its product as hypothetical. The transcript is spliced from 4 exons. The record is from RefSeq and is a predicted model, not a curated record. Bases 1 to 741 code for a protein of 246 amino acids. NCBI's taxonomy places the organism in Eukaryota, Fungi, Mucoromycota, Mucoromycetes, Mucorales, Phycomycetaceae.
AUGAAUGACACAGAUAACAUCAUCGAAUCUUUACUCCUAGUCAUUCAGCUCCAGUUAUCUGUCUUAUGUGCUAAUCAAGAACAAAUUAAGAUGGAUAUUAACAGCCUUAGAAAUGAAAUAAUGAUCAAAGGAUCUCCAAAGCAAAAUCUCUCUUUGUUUAUUAAUACUUCAAGUGAGUUUAUUUUCAAACCUGUGAUCAAUAUUCGUAAUGUCACUUUAGAAUAUGUUUACCAAAUGAUGAGUCAACAUCUUGGAAUCAAGGUUACAGCAUCCAAAAAAGCAAUAAUCAGGACCUGUACGAAACUUGUAUGUAACGAGUUAGCCACCCUUCCUUCUGUACGAGCUCUUGGCCCUCGUCCUAGUUGGGGGUCCAUAUCUUCAUGUGAUCGAACAAUAAUUUGCAAUAAACAUGCAAACAUGCUUAAGAUAGUUGUUAUAGAUUUCACCAGAUGCCAUCAAAAUUGGGCAUUCAUUCAAGAGUCAGUCAUCUCUGGAAAGACCAUCAAAGGAGGCAAUUUGUAUAAACAAAGAAGAAAUGAAAGAAGCUGUGGUAGUCAUUAUGUGCUGUUUAUCUGUUCUUACAGAAAUAUAAUUGUUUACAGCUGGCUUAUUGGUGCAGUGAUAUUCUUUUUCCAGCAUGAGAAUUCACUUGGCUCUCUUUGUUUUCUUGUUUUUGUUGAAGAAAUGAAGGAACAUGAUGCAACUGCCCAUGACUCAUCUGUAACAAUUGUUAAAAAAUAG